GGCGUCGUGAACGAGCGGCGCUGUGGUGACGUGUCUCAGUCUUUCGUGGCGGAGCCGCUGCUGGAGCCGCAUCCAGCCCCUACAGCCCUCUGUUACUGCUGCACGGCCGGACCCGCUCACAGGACACCAUGGGGAUUAAAUUUUUGGAGGUCAUCAAGCCUUUCUGUGCGGUCCUGCCAGAGAUCCAGAAACCAGAGAGAAAAAUUCAGUUUAGAGAAAAGGUGCUAUGGACCGCCAUCACGCUAUUCAUCUUUCUGGUGUGCUGCCAGAUCCCGCUCUUUGGCAUCAUGUCAUCAGAUUCGGCAGAUCCCUUCUACUGGAUGAGAGUGAUCCUGGCUUCUAACAGAGGUACUCUGAUGGAGCUGGGGAUUUCGCCCAUCGUCACCUCGGGCCUCAUCAUGCAGCUGCUGGCCGGUGCCAAGAUCAUCGAGGUGGGAGACACCCCGAAGGACAGAGCGCUCUUCAACGGAGCUCAGAAAUUGUUUGGAAUGAUCAUCACUAUUGGACAGGCCAUUGUUUAUGUCAUGACUGGCAUGUAUGGAGAUCCUUCAGAGAUGGGUGCUGGGAUAUGCUUGCUCAUCAUUAUCCAGCUCUUCGUCGCAGGUCUGAUAGUCUUGCUGCUGGAUGAGCUCCUGCAAAAGGGCUAUGGACUCGGCUCCGGUAUCUCUCUGUUCAUUGCAACCAACAUCUGCGAGACCAUCGUUUGGAAAGCCUUCAGUCCGACCACCGUCAACACCGGCAGAGGUACUGAGUUCGAGGGGGCCAUCAUCGCUCUCUUCCACCUGCUGGCCACCCGCACGGACAAGGUGCGUGCUCUGAGAGAAGCUUUCUACAGGCAGAACCUGCCCAACCUCAUGAACCUCAUCGCCACCGUCUUCGUGUUCGGAGUGGUCAUAUACUUCCAGGGCUUCAGGGUGGAUCUGCCCAUCAAGUCGGCUCGCUACCGUGGCCAGUACAACACCUACCCCAUCAAACUGUUCUACACCUCCAACAUCCCCAUCAUCCUGCAGUCGGCCCUGGUGUCCAACCUGUACGUGAUUUCUCAGAUGCUGUCAACGCGUUUCAGCGGCAACUUCCUGGUCAAUCUCCUGGGAACGUGGUCUGACACUUCAACGGGAGGACCGGCUCGGGCCUACCCGGUCGGCGGCCUCUGCUACUACUUCUCUCCUCCGGAGUCCUUCGGUUCUGUCCUGGACGACCCGGUUCACGCCGUCAUCUACAUCGUCUUCAUGCUCGGCUCCUGCGCCUUCUUCUCCAAGACCUGGAUCGAGGUGUCGGGAUCCUCUGCCAAAGACGUGGCGAAGCAGCUGAAGGAGCAGCAGAUGGUGAUGCGAGGACACAGAGAAACCUCCAUGGUGCACGAACUGAACAGGUACAUCCCCACAGCGGCUGCGUUUGGAGGGCUCUGUAUAGGAGGCCUGUCCGUCAUGGCAGACUUCCUGGGAGCCAUCGGGUCGGGGACGGGAAUCCUCUUGGCCGUGACCAUCAUCUACCAGUACUUUGAGAUCUUUGUAAAAGAGCAGAGUGAAGUCGGCAGUAUGGGAGCACUCUUCUUCUAAUAAAAAAAGCAGGUCACUCUGCGCACAUCCAGACACUAAGAAAUCCACCCCACCAUGUUUUUUUUUUUUUUUUUGUUUUGUUUCCGUUUUGUUUUUUUGUUUUUUUUUUGCAGUCUGCUCAGUCGGUGUAUUUUGCAGCUUGGACAAGUGUCAUGUUUGUCUCCACUGUACUGCCGUCGUUUGGGGAAACUACUCACAGGUUUCAGCAUGGAGUCUCUUCAGCCCUUUUAUUCCAGUAGCUGCCUAAAUCCCCGGUGGCCGCCUCAUCAGCGGGGGAGUGAGGGGCUUGUCUUUGACUCACCUCAGGCUUUUUUCCUUGUAGCAUCUUAAAGGAGCGUUCACACAGUAACAGCAUGUUCGUCUCCAGCUGGAAGCCCCGGGCCUGGACUCGUAUGGGGACUUGCAGUCGAGCCUGGGGUCUCUAGGGGCUGAGAAAAGCAGGAAUGAAAUAUGCUUUACUCCCGGUUUUGUUUCUGGUAAUCUCAGGCAGACUGGGUUGUUUUGAUUCAUCUUUAAUUUUUUAUUUUUUAUUUUUUUUCUUAAAUCGAGGACAACAUUGAUGUUCACGCUGAUCUGUUGCACAGUGUUUGUCCUCCGUCUCGGGGUUCUCAAAGGAAAGUGUUUGUCUGUGCCGUCGUGCUCUUAUUCUCAGACUGAAUUGCUGCACAAAACUGCCAAGAUGGUUGGGAUGAGGGAGGGUUUGAUAUGGCUGACAAAGGGUUUUCAUUUUGUUUUUACUUUGUAACAAACAUAAUUGUGUUAUUAAAAAAAAAAAAAAAGUGUUUUCCAACACACUUGGAA
Molecule: messenger RNA, 2360 nt
Organism: Cololabis saira (Pacific saury)
Lineage: Eukaryota; Metazoa; Chordata; Actinopteri; Beloniformes; Belonidae
Product: protein transport protein Sec61 subunit alpha-like 1
Exons: 12
Coding region: 129-1559 (476 amino acids)
Biological process (GO): post-translational protein targeting to membrane, translocation; SRP-dependent cotranslational protein targeting to membrane, translocation
Cellular component (GO): membrane; Sec61 translocon complex
Molecular function (GO): ribosome binding; transmembrane protein transporter activity; signal sequence receptor activity
Source: RefSeq, a predicted model, not a curated record